AUGAAGCGAAAUCGCAUUCAAUUCGAGGCUAAUGGCGAACACGCAUCGAAUUCUCCGCCGCAAGGGGCAGUUGCACCGGAGGGGCACAUCCCCAAGAUUUCACGCAGGAUCCGGGCCUGCACCGAAUGCAAGAAGCACAAGGUCCGGUGUAAUAUGAACCCCGGCGAAUCAAUUUGCCAGAGAUGUCGACGGAUGAAUUUGGAAUGUGUCGUCCACAAGAGCCUCCAAACUUUGUUGGAAGAUGAGACUGACUGGAAGACAACUGUUGAACUUGCGAUGUCCGAUUUGCUAAGAAAAGCUCAAUUACCGGAACUUUCGUACUAUCAAACCGUUAGCAGAACGAUAGACGCACCCUCAAAGAGACAAGACCGCAAAGGAUCGACCGCUUCGACCGACGACAUAGGAAUAGCGACGGGUAGCGACAGGAGAACCCAUCCCAUCGACGCCAACGUCGCUGCACCAACGGCUCCACGCAACUCGUCGGACUAUAACUUUUCGCGACAACCGGCGCGGUAUUCUCCGGAUCGGGAGGAGAAUGGCACAUCAUCCUUGGUCACCGCGCCGAUGGGAAGCUUAUACGAAGUCACACAGCUGAGCGAUAUUCGGGCGAAUUCUCCAGGGGAGAACGAGUCGUCUGAUCACUCGCUUGCGACGGACUUCAUCUCGCGAGGCGUUGUGGAACUACAAGAGGCAGAAGAAUUGUUUCAGUAUUUUGACCAGGUUUUGAACCGUUAUCUUUGGGAUGGGAUAGCACUGGUACACAAGGAUCUUGCAUCCGUCCGAAACUCAUCGUCGAUGCUGUCCGCCGCCAUCCUUGCCGUAACAGCUUUGCACAUGCCGAACAAAGAGCGUACGUUUGAUACCUGUUACACCGAAUUCGCGAAACUCGCAUCUGGGUCCAUGCUUGACCGACAUCACACCUUAGAUGAUUUACGGGGGUUGUGUAUAGCGGCCUUUUGGCUUGCUGAUGUCAGCUGGAAGCUGUCCGGGUAUGCAGUACGGAUCGCAACUGAGCGCAACUUGCACCAGUGUUUUCGCAAGGCCACACAAGGUUCUCCAGAGCAUAAAGAACAAGCAAGGCUCUGGUAUCUUCUUUAUACUUUGGAAUAUCAUUUCUCUAUCGCAUACGGGCGUCCACCUAUUAUCCACGAGGAUCCCAGCAUCACGAAUCAUAAUACCUUUGUUCUUUCUCCGACAGCGCCACAGUGCGACAUCCGCUUGCAUAGCCAAGUUGAUCUGUUUAUCAUUCUCACUCGGAUAUACCAUGCAUUUGGCCCGGAUGUGGACCUUGAGGUCCCAGAAAGUGACUUCUCAAAGAUCGACAAGUUCGAUGCCGACCUAGACGAAUGGUGUACUACCUGGUUGCCCCGUAUAGCUGGAAGUUGGCACGUUGGCGCAUAUCCUUACAGAGCUGUUUAUCUACACUAUCACUUCUCCCGUUUGCAAGUGAACUCGGUUGCUUUGCGAACCUAUCAUUCGCCAACUUCAACUCGCAUAAUGUCACCUGAACGUAAGAAGCGCGCAAAACUGGCAGUCGAAUCAGCCAUUGGCACGCUUCUUACUGUUUUGGAAGAGCCGGACAUCCAAAGGGGUCUGGUUGGCGUUCCGUUGUAUCUGCACAGCAUGAUCACCUUUGCCGCCGUGUUCCUCCUGAAAAUCGCGGCCAAAGGCUGUCAAGGACAGCGGAACUCCAUUGCUUCAGCUGACUUGCACAUCGAUGUCGCAUACGUCCGGGAGUUAGUCGGACGGAUCAUUGAAUUGAUGGUAUCGUGUAGUAAGCGAGCUAGCGAACGCCAUCUCAGCCACCAUCUCGCCCGUGGUCUACGAAAGAUGCUCACUGGUUUCGAAGAAUGGGAAAAGAGAAAUUCUUACAGCCAGCCCUUCUCCCGACAAAACUCCCACGAUGUCUCACCCAUGUUCAAACCAAUUAUCAUCCCCGGUGCACAACCACUGGGUCAACGAGAUACCAUCCUCAAUCACCCACCUCCUCUACUAGGUGUGGCACCUCUAUCCGCAGAGCGAAGCAAUGGGUUUGAACCCAGUACUGUCUCAGAAGAUGAACAACUGGGGUUGUCUGAAGGUUCGAUCGAUCCGAUGAUGGGCGAUUUAUGGGGGUUCGACGAGGAGCAUUUCCCUAUGGGAGUCUUUGAUUUCUUGCAGUCGCAAAUGCCUGCAUAA
Molecule: messenger RNA, 2178 nt
Organism: Aspergillus chevalieri
Lineage: Eukaryota; Fungi; Ascomycota; Eurotiomycetes; Eurotiales; Aspergillaceae
Exons: 4
Coding region: 1-2178 (725 amino acids)
Biological process (GO): DNA-templated transcription; regulation of DNA-templated transcription
Molecular function (GO): DNA binding; zinc ion binding; DNA-binding transcription factor activity, RNA polymerase II-specific
Source: RefSeq, a predicted model, not a curated record